GCUCCUGACCCUUUGGGAUUGAAUUGAAGAACACGCAAAUUGCUCCCACCCAAGAGGUUGUAGAGUCUGGCGGUGUAGGUGAUCCUGAACUCAAUUGGCUAAAACUUGACAACGGACAGAAAAUUAUUGAAAUCUCUCAAUUCAGAUUCCCGCCUCCUUCCUGAAGUCUAUGUCUGGUGCAAUGGUUUAUAUAACUGAGUGGGACAAGUUUGUGGAGAGAUCCAUUGAGUUGUUCCGUGCAGAUCCUGAUUCUACACGGUAUGCAAUGAAGUACAGGCACUGUGAUGGCAAGUUGGUACUCAAGGUCACUGAUAACCGAGAGUGUCUAAAGUAUAAGACAGAUCAAGCACAAGAGGCUAAGAAGAUGGAAAAACUGAAUAAUAUAUUCUUUGCUUUGAUGGCUCGUGGUCCUGAUGUUGAUAUAUCAGAAGUCACAGGAAAAGAGCAAAUGGAUGUAAACCCAACCAAGAAAGGACGAGGAAGGAAGCAAUAACUUGGCCUUAUGCUUGGCCAGAUGGUUUAAUGAAUUGUAGGAACAAAAAAUUUGAACAGUUUUUUUUCCCUACCAAAUGAUUACUUCGAGUUUUUGUUAGGGAAGUUUAUAUAUUGAAGUUUUGAAGUCUCAGUCUCUGAUCUUUGUCAGAGUCUUGUGUAUUACAGAAUUUAGUCAUAUCACCAGCACCAGCUAUGGAUUUUACGAGUGUUAAAUAUUUUUGUAUCAGAUAGAAAGUUAUGUUUGUUUUGAAUCCAAUGAUGCACCCAAACCAUUGUCU
This is a messenger RNA of Abrus precatorius (Indian licorice), 773 nucleotides long. Its product is annotated as signal recognition particle 9 kDa protein-like. The transcript has 5 exons. Gene Ontology annotation, biological process: negative regulation of translational elongation; SRP-dependent cotranslational protein targeting to membrane. Gene Ontology annotation, cellular component: signal recognition particle, endoplasmic reticulum targeting. Lineage: Eukaryota; Viridiplantae; Streptophyta; Magnoliopsida; Fabales; Fabaceae. Gene Ontology annotation, molecular function: 7S RNA binding. The coding region runs from base 170 to 493 and encodes 107 amino acids. The record is from RefSeq and is a predicted model, not a curated record.